AUGGCUACCCAAUCCAAGUUGGACACCGGCUGGAGCUCCACCGACACUCGAAUCUACUACGCCAAAAAGUACAGACAGGUUCUCUCUUCGGCUCCCGCAUGCGCCUUUGCCGUGAUCGCAGGGGCUCCUCUUGAGAAUGUCAAGGUCCGAAUGCAAUCGCGUCAUUUCGCACAUGCCUUGGAAGCUACCAAGUACACUUACCGCACCGAAGGCCUCCGUGGUUUCUGGGCUGGCACGUUCAAUCCGUUGGUCUCGAUCACCACCUCGCGGGCCCUUGGUUUCUCCAUCUAUCGGAAGGCAAAGUACACGUUUGACGGCUGGAUCGAAGCGGCCACUGGCCGAUCUCCUCUUCAGCAUGUCAACAUACCCGGCACUUACCCUGACAUGUACACCAUGACUUGCUUUACUGGAGCAGGAAUGGUCUCGGGUGCCGUUACCGCCGUGGCUUUGACUCCCGUCGAACUCAUCAAGAAUGCAACACAAACUUCCGUCCUCAUGGCCUCUCAAGUUGAUCAUACCUCGGCGGCACCAACGCCCGUUGGUCCCAAGAACGUCGGCCGUGUCAGUUCCUGGACGUCCAUGAAGCGCAUCAUCGCCCGACGGGGUCCCCUGGGCCUCUGGACUGGGUUCCGACUGCAUUUGGUUCGGGAUGUCAUUGGCAGCGGCAUCUAUUUCGGAGUCUAUGAGACCACGAAGCAAUCACUGAACUCGUACUAUGGUGCUGAGAAGGCUAAUUCUGCGGGCGCGAUUGCGAUGGCGGGAGCAAUUUGCGGCGUUGGCGCCUGGGUUGUGACCUACCCACUCGACACGAUGAAAACCCGCGCACAGAAUAACCUGGUGGGCUCUUCUCUUCCCUCCUCCACUCCUAACCAGACUCUUGGCGCGGCGAUCGAAUCAUCGGCCAAAGCCGCCAUGCGCCGUGUGCCCAGCAAGUGGAAGGGCGUAGAGAUGAUCAUUUUGCGUUCGUCGCUUCAGAACAUGAUCCAGAUGUCGUUCUUCGAGCAGGCGAAGGUGUGGAUUGACAAGCUGGAGUUCUCUGACGGCAGCAGAAUGCUGCCAGAGGUGGAGAGACAUUUUGGGCGAGAUAGCAAGAUUGUUCACAAGAAUGACAAGUUGUGA
Messenger RNA from Cladophialophora psammophila CBS 110553, 1119 nucleotides. RefSeq lists its product as uncharacterized. The record is from RefSeq and is a predicted model, not a curated record. Gene Ontology annotation, biological process: transmembrane transport. Bases 1 to 1119 code for a protein of 372 amino acids. The transcript has 6 exons. NCBI's taxonomy places the organism in Eukaryota, Fungi, Ascomycota, Eurotiomycetes, Chaetothyriales, Herpotrichiellaceae. Gene Ontology annotation, molecular function: transmembrane transporter activity.